This is a messenger RNA of Colletotrichum truncatum, 1443 nucleotides long. RefSeq names its product Siderophore iron transporter mirB 8. Gene Ontology annotation, molecular function: siderophore-iron transmembrane transporter activity. The record is from RefSeq and is a predicted model, not a curated record. Gene Ontology annotation, cellular component: plasma membrane. NCBI's taxonomy places the organism in Eukaryota, Fungi, Ascomycota, Sordariomycetes, Glomerellales, Glomerellaceae. Gene Ontology annotation, biological process: transmembrane transport.
AUGUCACUUAUUUUGCUAGCUGCUUGCCAAAACAUCGAAACAUACUUUGUAGGUGGUCUAUUCGAUGCAAUUGGCAGCGUGGGUUUUGGGAUCACGCAACAAAUCUUCAUUUCGGACCUAACAAAUCUACGCAAUCGCGGCAUCUGGCUUUCACUUCCCGAAACUAUCAGCGCCAUCCCGACUCUCUACCUUGGAACUAUUGUUGCGCAAGCUUUCCUGGAUCACUCGACCUGGAGGUGGGGCUAUGGCAUGUGGGCUAUCGUAACCCCUAUUGCCUCUCUUCCACUGCUAGUGACAUUGUUUAUUCGCAAAAGAAAAGAUAAACUCCAACCCGAAGCUGCUGUACGUCCCAGAAUUCUGCAGGCUGUGCACGCAAGCGACCCUCUCUGGAUCAAGGUGUAUAAAGUCGUAUGGAUCGAGCUUGAUUUGCUGGGCUGCUUGCUACUCUUUGCAGGCUUGUCACUCAUUUUGAUACCCGUUUCACUUACAGGGUCACAGAACAGCACAGCCUGGGGAAAAGGGAGCUUCAUCGCCAUGGUUGUUGUGGGUGCUGUCUUAUUUGUCUCUUUCUUCAUUUGGGACUCGCUAUUUGCCAAACGGCCAUUCAUUCCGUUCCGACUCAUCAGGCACAAGACCAUUAUAGCAGCCUGUGGGCUAUGCAUUCUCGACUUCAUGCAUUACUCACUGUUUUCUGUCUUUUUCCCCAGCUAUCUCCAAGUGGCGGGGCAUUUCUCUGCUGGACACUCGACGAGAAUUGAUAACUCUUUGCGCGUCGCUUUUCAAAUCACGUCUAUGUUGGGCGCCGGUCUUAUGCACUAUUCGAAGCGCGCGAAGCCCUGGGUCCUUGUUGGCGUUCCACUUUGCGUACUAGGCCAAGGUCUCCAGAUCUACUUGGUCAAUAUGCACGGCACUGGUACCGCUAACGAGGCAUCGUUUAUUGCGGCAAAAUCACUCGUUGGAAUUGGCCGUGGCUUAUACCAAACUGCUGCACAAGUUUGUGUGCAAGCAGUAGUUGACCGAGAUGAGGUUGCUAUUGCUACUGGAGUUUUCUUUGCAAGCAUGAAUCUUGGUGGCGCAAUCGGUACAAGCAUAUCCGGUGCGAUUUGGCGAUCAAAUCUGCUUACAAAAUUAGUCAAGUACCUUCCUUCAGACUCGAAGUCAAAGGCAAAGUCUAUUUUUUCCUCCAUUGUGGUGGCACGGAAAUACGCUAUUGGCUCAGCUGAGCGAGUGGCAAUCGACACCGCGUACCGCGAGACUCAGCAACUGCUUGCUAUUGCCGCAACUUGCGUUCUUGCACCAAUGAUUGCAAUUAUGUGGUUCAUCAAGAAUGUCGAUUUGGCUCAAGAUGAGAGCGCCGCAAGCCAGGAUGGUUGCAAAGGAGGAGUCGAUAAUGAUGACGUGAAGGCACUAUCUGUUGAGCCGAACAAGACACAAACCGUGUAA